AUGCUCGACGGCCUGGCUCUUGCUGUCAUUGAAAAGCGAAGCCCCCCCCCUUCCUGGCAGAGCAGCUUCAGUCCUCCCCGCCCAAGACACACCCGCACACAGACAUCACCACCCUCUCCCCCCUUACACCUCCAGACACCACACACACACACACACACAGCAGCACCAGCGGACAGCGCCAAGAUGACCGUCCCGCCCACCACAAAGGCCAUCGUCAUCAAGAGCCCCGGCCACGCCGCCAUCGAGGAGGUGCCCACGCCCAGGCCGCGCGAGGGGUACAUGCUCGUGCGCACGCUCGCCGUGGCCGUCAACCCGACCGACUGGAAGCACGUGGACCUCGACCUGCCGGGCGUCAGCUUCGCGGGCGCCCACUCGGGCUGCGACUACGUCGGCAUCGUCGAGGAGGUGGGGCCCGACGCGGACGGGGACCUGCGGCCGGGCGACCGGGUCGCCGGGUUCGCGCACGGCGGCAACGCGAGCUGCCACGAGGACGGCGCGUUCGCGCACUACAUCGUCGCCAAGGCCGGGUGCGCCACGCGCUUGCCCGACGGCGUGAGCACGCCCGAGGCCGCGACGCUGGGCGUCGGCGUCGUGACCGUCGGCCAGGGCCUGUUCCAGGCCAUCGGCCUGCCGCUGCCGGACCCGGCGACGGCCGAGAUCCGGCCCGCGCGGCCCGCCGAGGACCCGACGAUCCUCAUCUGGGGCGGGUCGACGGCCACGGGCAUCCUGGGCGUGCAGUUCGCCAAGCUGGCCGGCUACCGCGUCCUCGCGACCUGCAGCCCGCGCAACUUUGACUACGUGCGGUCCCUCGGCGCCGACGCCGUGUUCGACUACGGCAGCCCGGACGUGGCGCGGGAGAUCCGCGAGGCGGCCGCCGCCGACGGGGGCAGCCGGGUGAGCGCGGCGUGGGACACGGUCGUCAGCGCCGACAGCCCGCGCCUGUGCGCCGAGAUCCUGGGCGCCGAGGGCGGCAGCUACGGGUGCCUGCUGCCCGUGCCGGACGCGGGCAAGGUGUUCGCCGUCGAGGGCGCCCGGCAGCCCAUCAAGGUGACGCACACGCUGGGCUACACGGGCAUCGGGGAGCACUUUGUCAAGUGGGCCGACUUCCCCGCCAGCAAGGAGGACUACGACUUUGCGCGCCGCUUCUGGGCCCUGGCGCGGGAGCUGCUGGCGGCGGGCAAGGUCAAGGCGGCGAGGCCGAUCGUCGACCGCGACGGCAAGUCCGGGCUCGAGGGCGUGAUGGCGGGCAUGCAGGAGCUCAAGGCCGGGAGGGUGAGCGGGGGCAAGCUGGUGUACACCAUGGCUUGA
Thyridium curvatum is the source of this 1308-nucleotide messenger RNA. RefSeq lists its product as uncharacterized. The transcript has a single exon. The record is from RefSeq and is a predicted model, not a curated record. Bases 1 to 1308 code for a protein of 435 amino acids. Lineage: Eukaryota; Fungi; Ascomycota; Sordariomycetes; Thyridiales; Thyridiaceae. Gene Ontology annotation, molecular function: oxidoreductase activity, acting on NAD(P)H.